Stegastes partitus (bicolor damselfish) is the source of this 1591-nucleotide messenger RNA. RefSeq names its product stereocilin-like. Lineage: Eukaryota; Metazoa; Chordata; Actinopteri; Pomacentridae. The transcript has 7 exons. The coding region runs from base 237 to 1232 and encodes 331 amino acids. Gene Ontology annotation, biological process: cell-matrix adhesion. Gene Ontology annotation, cellular component: stereocilium tip; kinocilium; cell surface. The record is from RefSeq and is a predicted model, not a curated record.
AUUCACGCUUUUCACAAAAAAAGAAAAGCUAACCUUGACAUGUUCUGUCUACAGUUAACUUUCUAAAGAAAAAAAAAGGAAGAUAAACAUUGAUGAAAUAUGUGACCCAUGUUAACUGUCUUAAUAAGUGAACUUCUCUGUGUUUUGUAUGCAAACAUUCUUUCAAUACCCUCCUCAGGCAUUUCAAAUGUUAUCCAAGAUUUCAAAGGACACCAACGUAAGUAGACGAAUGAAAAAUGUUUGUGCUGAAUUUCAGCCAGCCGCCCUCUCACCGCUCCGUCUCUCUCCUCUGCCAGCUCACCUUGGAAAAGCUGUGCCGACUGAAGCCGUUACACUCUGGUCUCUCCCCUGCUGUGCUCAGAGACCUCCAGUGGCCUGAGAUCAGUGGAGCUGCCCACUGUCAGUGCUGGAAAACGCUGCUAACUGAGCUUAAGCCCGGCCACAGAGCCAUGCUGUACAACGCAGUGCAGGAGGCUCUACAGAGAGAAAUGAGGAACAUCACUCAGCAGGUAAACUGUCUGUUACCAUUUGUCCCUCUGAGGAAGCUGAUACAGGCCGUGGAUGGCGAAACCGUUUUGAGAAGCAUCAGCAUGUACGGAGGCAUAAGCUGGUCACCACAGCAGGCUCAGCUGCUGUUCAGUAAGAUCCAAGAAUUUCAAAACAUUACCAGCAAGUCAGUGCGGUCUUUCGGUCAGAUUGCCGGCGGGAUGAGUUGUGACUUUUUGAGGCUCUGGAUCAAUGAUACAGAUUUUACCGAACUGCUUCAGUUUGUUAGCGCGCUGCCUGGAGGCACAAGACCUGCUCUGCGAAAAUGUAUUGUGGAGGAUCUGAGGAAACAACCUGACCUCGACCUCAACGCCUUCGGUUCUGGAUUUGCUGCAGCGUUACCGGUGACAAUGUUAGAGAACCUCUCCAACGCAUCCUUCAGAGCCAUUCUGGACCACAUUCAGACCCACUUUGCUGAUUUCCUCAAACUGCCGCAUUACAAACAGACGAAUUUAGCCGAGAAGGCCGUAACCGAGCUGGGCUCUUCUUCGGCUGAGGGGAUGAUUGAUGGCACCGCUCUGGACGUCCUGGGGCCUCUGCUGCCUUUCUUGGACCGGGACAGUUUGGCUCUAGUGGACAGAAGAGCACUGACUCUGCGGCUGGAGGAGAUAAGAAGUUUCUGCCUCCCUAAAGAGGCUCUGAGAGAUAUUAGCGCUCUGCUCACUCAGAGAGACCUGCUCGGGUAAAACAACAUGUCUGCGGGAGAUGCUGGUUUUGACAGUUGGGUCAAUAAUACGUCAAGAGGAGAUUUAUUUAACUGGCUACAUGCAUUCAAGCAGCAGAAGCGUUGAAAAAGUGAUAGAUUGUGGAAAAAACACAUACUGUUUAUAACAAAUAUAUGACAUCUAUGCAUUUGUCUCGUUUAGGUCAGAAACACUAAAACAGAACUCUGCACAUCAUGAUAGCCUGAAUACACAAAAUACGUCAAGAGAUUAGGUUCAGAACGUCUGGUAAAUGUGAAAAUAUAAAGUACAUUCACACAACAACAACAGCAAAACAAGCGCUGACAAAAAUAUUGAUGGCAUAAAAGGGAUUAGCUGCUUUU